Molecule: messenger RNA, 2067 nt
Organism: Cladocopium goreaui
Lineage: Eukaryota; Dinophyceae; Suessiales; Symbiodiniaceae
Source: the annotation of a GenBank genome assembly
AUGUCCUUGAUGUCUCGAUCUUCACUCACAUGGCGGCCACAGGCGAGUCUGCAGAUGCCUAUGGUUGGCAGCGCAGUGAAUGGCGGACAUCGAGAGAGUGCAGUACUGGGGCCGCAGACACAUCGUUUGCCGUGGCAGGUGAUGUGGGGUGUCACAAUGCUCACAGCCCUGGUGGUGGCAUUGAUGAACUUCGGCAUGAUCUUGGCUAUCCAAUGGUUGGUGAGAUUCAAGUUCCACACCAUGCAGUCUGCUAUACAGCAAGCAGGUGUGCUUCAUGGCAUUGUGGUUUUGAUGCUCCUGUCUACGAUCUAUGCUCUUGUAGGAGUUUGCCUCAUACAGUUUUUGGCUCCGAGCUGCGGUGGCUCGGGCAUCCCUGAGAACAAAGCCUUUCUCAACGGGGCCCAAAUGCCAAAUCUCUACAGUCAACGAACUUUAUCCGUCCGUGCGUGCACCAAUGUCCUGGCCAAUGCUGCCGGCUUCCCAGUGGGUCGAGAAGGCCCAAUGGUUACCAUUGGCAGCAAUCUCGCCUUUCUUUUUUGUGAGCGCUUUGUGCAGCCGUUCGUGAGGGAAUGGGUCAGUGUCUCUGGUAGCAAUGCUGCUCCAGCUGUAUUGGUGGACGAACAGCGACUUGCCCAUGCGACUCGCAUCUCUUGUACCGUGGGAGGUGCUUGUGCCAUUGCGGUCAUCUUCAAUGCCCCCUUUGGGGGCCUGCUGUACAUGUUCGAGGAGGUGACAUCCUUGGCGUGGCAUGUUGAGCUCACCUUCCGCGUUUUCGUUGCCACGAUGUUUUGCUCUUUGCUAUGCUAUGGCUUAUGCUAUUUGCUUGGCUCAGACAUCACGGAGUUCGUGAUCUACGCAGAAACGCCGCAGAACAAAAAGUGGAAUUGGGGUGACGUCCCGAUCUUCGCAGCCUUGGCGGCAAUGGUUGGUGUGCUGACCUCCUUGCACACCAGGGCCAUGUUGCUCUUUGCUUCCCUGAGGCAAUCUUCACGAUCACGGUGGGAGCACUUGCAGCCUUGGGCCGUCAUCCUGGAGACAGCAAUCUAUGCUUCCCUUUGCGCCUUCACAUCCUCGAUGGUUUCACUACUGGCAGCCUGCACUGAGGAGGGCCAGUCCGGCUUGGAGUAUGUGGCCUUUAAUUGUGCAGAGGGGCAGUACAACCCCAUCGCAUCGCUCUUGGUAGCCACAUCGCACAGCUCUGUCAAGUUGCUUUUCUCUGGGAAUAAUGCAGGGGAAAUCCAUGCAGCUUCCAGCUUCCUGGCAUUCCUUACCUACACUGGCCUCAACAUCGGCCUUGCCGGCUUGCCAGUGCCCGGCGGUGCCUUUACUGCCACAAUGCUGAUGGGCGGUUUGUUUGGACGCUCCGUGGGGGCUCUCUGCCAUGCACUGGGCCUCACUGAAAGCCUUUCAGGUGUGUACGCUGUUGUUGGCAGCGCUGCGAUGCUUUGCGGAUUCAAACAGAUGACGCUAGCCUCGGUCUUGAUAGUGGUGGAGUGUGUGAACGAUCUGAAUUUGGCUGCGAUCGUCAUGCUGGGCGUGGCUGUUUCCAUGGCAGUGAACUGGUCAAUGAACGAGCGAGGGCAUGACGAGGAGGUCAUCCAUCGCAAACAGCUGCCAUACUUGGAACCUGAACCUCCGCGAAGCUUCGAUGCUUUGGCAGCGCUGGAUUUAUGCACACCUUGCAGCGCUUUGCCACCAGAAGCACCCCUGCACCAGGUCUUGCAGGCGUUGGAAGAGGACUCUGAGUACUUUCCAGUGAAGGAGUCGGAUGGCCCAUGCCUGGGUAUUGCUACUCGUCAAGCUUUGCGUUCCUUGCUACCCGCAGUUGUACAGGCUGACCAUGUGUAUUUGGAUGUGGCCGACGUUGCUCUGGAAGCAGAUGUUCUUCCUAUCCAUCGUGUAAUGGAUCCAACUCCAUUCACGGUGGUGGAAGAUAUGCCAGCACCAAGGCUGUACAACCUUUUUGCAAAGGCAGGCGAACGUGCUGCUUGCAUCACCUCCAUUCGUGGCGACUUCCGUGGCCUCCUGUCACGAGAGCAGCUCAUUGCAGCAGCGCGGAGAGUUUGA